AUGAAGACCCAUCUCUACCUUCUUUUGCUGGCUGCAAGCAUCUCUGCUGCUCCCCACAUGAGCAGCGUGUCUGAACUACUGACGUUAUUACAGGAGAUGUGGGACUCAACGACAAAGGACAAUCUGGCUCUGAGGAUUGAAACUCCAGACAACAUAGAUGAUGUGAAUUGUGUCAGCACAAUCUUUGAAGGAACAGAACAGCUGAAACAUAAUCCAGCUAUGAAGAAAUUCAGUGUUUUUUUCCACAAAUUUGAAAGACUGAAGAAGUUUCUUGCACCAAACCUGGCCAAAGAGGGGAAAUGUGAUACAGAAAGAAAGACUGCAAGAAUGUUCAUAGAAAAGCUGAUGACGUUCAUCCGAAAAGCAUCAAAAAAUGCAAGAGCGUAG
Chroicocephalus ridibundus (black-headed gull) is the source of this 387-nucleotide messenger RNA. RefSeq names its product interleukin-5-like. The transcript has 4 exons. NCBI's taxonomy places the organism in Eukaryota, Metazoa, Chordata, Aves, Charadriiformes, Laridae. The coding region runs from base 1 to 387 and encodes 128 amino acids. The record is from RefSeq and is a predicted model, not a curated record. Gene Ontology annotation, cellular component: extracellular region. Gene Ontology annotation, molecular function: growth factor activity; interleukin-5 receptor binding. Gene Ontology annotation, biological process: immune response.